Molecule: messenger RNA, 1056 nt
Organism: Tripterygium wilfordii
Lineage: Eukaryota; Viridiplantae; Streptophyta; Magnoliopsida; Celastrales; Celastraceae
Product: nicotinamidase 1-like
Exons: 5
Coding region: 59-799 (246 amino acids)
Biological process (GO): pyridine nucleotide salvage
Molecular function (GO): nicotinamidase activity
Source: RefSeq, a predicted model, not a curated record
GUGUUUAUUAUUCUCUACUCCAUUUCAGAUUUUGUUGAGUAGUAAAUUUGGGUAGCUGAUGAUGGUGUCUCAGACAGUCGAUCUUGUGAAAAGUGAGCUCCUUUUAGAGCCUGAGUCUGUGGUUUUGCCUGAAGAUGCUGUGACAGGACUUGUGCUUGUGGAUAUUAUCAAUGGUUUCUGCACUGUUGGGGCAGGAAAUCUGGCUCCGAGGGAACCCAACGGACAGAUAAUAGAAAUGAUCAAUGAAUCAACAAGGCUAGCAAGACUCUUCUGUGAGAAAAGAUGGCCUGUGCUGGCUUUUCUUGAUUCUCAUCAACCUAACAAGCCUGAGGAUCCAUACCCUCCUCACUGUAUUGCAGGCACCAAUGAAUCAAAGUUGGUUCCUGAACUAGAAUGGAUAGAGAAAGAACCAAAUGUAACAAUCAGGCACAAAGAUUGCUUUGAUGGGUACCUGGGUUCAAUUGAAGAUGAUGGAUCAAACAUUUUCGUGGACUGGGUGAAGAACAAUCAGAUCAAAACUAUACUUGUUGUGGGGAUAUGCACAGACAUCUGUGUUCUGGACUUUGUUUGCUCCACAUUAUCAGCACGAAAUCGUGGAUUUCUCGGUCCUCUGAACGACGUGGUGAUGUAUUCACGAGGCUGUGCUACCUUUGAUGUUCCUCUUCAUGUUGCUAGAAACAACAAAGGCACUCUACCCCAUCCACAGGAAAUGAUGCACCACAUAGGCCUUUAUAUGGCCAAAGGAAGGGGAGCCAAAAUAGCCAGCCAAGUCUCAUUUGGGGCAAUAAAGAACCCUUAAGCCCUUGAUCACCUGCAUACUGAUACUAGCUAUAGCAGAAAUGUAAUGUGUGUGAAAAUUCUCUGCUAAGCCUACAGCUUUAUAGCUUAUGUACUAUUUGUGUGUGUGUGAUGCCUACAUAAGAUUUUGAACAAAUGAACAAGUAAAAGAAGUGAUGGUGCAGAUGUUACUAGUGUGCUUCAUAUGCUGAAAAUAUGCACCAUAUGUAUCAACCCUGUAACAGUUUUGUAAAAUAAAUCGAACAUGUUUAUAUCGAA